UUCCACGACGAUGGAUUUUGCAGUGGGUGGUGGUCCAGCAAGAUGUGAGGGAUGACCCACUUACUCCCAACUCAAUCCAGCGUCUCCGUGAUAUCCAACUGGAGCUUCACCUUAUCCAAUCACACCCCAGGCUGCGAUUCUGUGCCUACGCCAUCUGCCACUGCUGCUCUCAGUCCUACUCUUGCUUAUAAUCUCCUCUCUUCCUCUCUCUACUAAUCAAGCUGUUUCUUUGCGUUCACGUUCAUCGUUGCCUUCCCUUGCUUGUCUAGACACAUCUGCUGCAGCCAUGGCCGCUGCUACCGCUAUGCACUCCACAGCCUUGGCUGGACAGUCUCUGCUCAAGCCCGUGAACGAGCUCUCCCGCAAGGUGGGCAAUGUCGAGGCCCGUGUCUCCAUGAGGAAGUCCGCCAGCAAGUCCGCUGCCAGCGACAGCAUCUGGUAUGGCGCAGACCGACCCAAAUACUUGGGCCCCUUCUCUGGCGAAACCCCCUCUUACUUGAACGGUGAGUUCGCUGGUGACUACGGCUGGGACACCGCUGGACUCUCUUCCGACCCCGAGACCUUUGCCCGCAACAGGGAGCUCGAGGUUAUCCACGCUCGCUGGGCCAUGCUCGGAGCUCUCGGUUGUGUGACCCCUGAGCUUUUGGCCAAGAGCGGUGUGAAGUUCGGUGAGGCCGUAUGGUUCAAGGCCGGAGCCCAGAUCUUCAGUGAGGGAGGCCUGGACUACUUGGGCAAUCCCAGCCUUGUGCACGCACAGAGCAUCUUGGCUAUCUGGGCCUCCCAGGUUAUCCUUAUGGGAGCCGUCGAGGGCUACCGUGUUGCCGGUGGACCUUUGGGUGAUGUGACCGACCCCAUCUACCCCGGAGGCUCCUUCGACCCCUUGGGUCUGGCUGAUGACCCCGACACCUUCGCUGAGUUGAAGGUGAAGGAGAUCAAGAACGGUCGACUUGCCAUGUUCUCCAUGUUCGGUUUCUUCGUCCAAGCUAUUGUCACCGGAAAGGGACCACUGGAGAACUUGAACGACCACCUUGCUGACCCAGUUGCCAACAACGCGUGGGCUUACGCCACCAACUUCGUUCCCGGCAACUAGAUUGAGAAUUUGGUGAAAUGACAUUCAUUGAUAGGACGCCUUGGAACUGCAUAAUCCUGCCUCUGGGAUUAAAUUUUGUAAACACCCGGCUGUUAUCAUAUAUAUAUAUAUAUAUAUAUAUAUAUAUAUUUCAGAAUGACUUUUAACUUCCGAGUCACUAUUUGGUUUCA
This is a messenger RNA of Physcomitrium patens, 1260 nucleotides long. Its product is annotated as chlorophyll a-b binding protein, chloroplastic. Gene Ontology annotation, cellular component: membrane. Gene Ontology annotation, biological process: photosynthesis, light harvesting. The record is from RefSeq and is a predicted model, not a curated record. NCBI's taxonomy places the organism in Eukaryota, Viridiplantae, Streptophyta, Bryopsida, Funariales, Funariaceae.